GUAUCGGACACACCCAAUCUAAAUCUAUUCGGUCUUGAUUGCUUACAUCUAUUCGGAUUAAUGGACGUACCAUUGAACGCAGUGUGUGCUCGAAUCCAACAACGUCCGGAGGACAACAAUCAACAGAAACUCAUCGAGAGUUUACAACAAAAAUUUUCUUCAGUCUUCAACUCUUCUGUGGGAACAUGUACCAAAACGAAGGCAGUAUUGAGAUUGAAACCAGAUGCAAAAUCAGUUUUUCGACCGAGCCGACCAGUUCCAUAUGCUGCAUUACCAAUUGUCGAGGCAGAAUUGGAACGACUCACAAGUGAAGGUGUUUUGUCACCAGUGACAUACUCAGAAUGGGCUACACCGAUUGUUACCGCGAAGAAACCGAACGGGUCAAUUCGUAUGUGUGCAGAUUUUUCCACUGGUCUCAAUGAAGCUUUGGAGAAUUUCGAGUAUCCGCUACCUACAGCAGAUUCAAUUUUUGCUACGCUAAACGGAGGUAAAUAUUUCUCUAAAAUUGAUCUUGCUGACGCAUAUUUUCAAGUCUUAGUCGAUGACGGCUCCAAGAAAUAUUUGACAAUCAACACACACAAAGGAUUGUUCCAAUACAAUCGAUUACCUUUUGGAAUCAAAAUCGCAUCAGCAAUGUUCCAACAAAUCGUUGAUGCUAUGAUCGCCGGGCUGAAACGUACAGGCGGUUUCAUGGAUGACGUUUUGGUCAACGGACGUACCAUCGAAGAACAUAAUCAAAAUUUGCUCGCUCUUUUCGAGCGAAUCGAGGAGUGGGGCUUUCAUGUUCGUUUGGAAAAAUGCAAAUUUUUGAUGACUGAGGUGCACUAUUUGGGAUUCAUCAUUGACGAAUUUGGUCGACGACCCGAUAAAUCAAAAAUUGAAGCAAUUUGCAACAUGCCAGAGCCACAUGACGUUUCAACAGUUCGUUCAUUUCUGGGAAUGCUAAAUUACUACGCGCAAUUUGUCAAAGAAAUGCGAGAUUUACGUUACCCAUUGGAUCAAUUGGUGUGCAAGGGCGCAAAAUUUGUGUGGACGGACGAAUGUAGAAAAUCAUUCCAACGCGCAAAAGAAAUUCUUCAAUCCGAUCUACUUCUAACGCACUACGAUCCCAACAUCGAUUUAAUUGUGGCAGCAGACGCUUCGCUACAUGGCAUUGGUGCCGUUAUUUUACAUCGUUUUCCGGAUGGAACGCAAAAAGCCAUCGAACACGCUUCCAGAACACUCACACCAGCUGAAAAGAAUUACGGUCAAAUCGAGAAGGAGGCAUUGUCAUUGAUUUUUGCGGCAAAAAAGUUCCACAAAAUGAUUUGGGGUAGAACAUUCACUCUUCAGACGGAUCAUCAACCGCUUCUUGCAAUUUUUGGUUCGAAGAAAGGAAUUCCUGUACACACAUCAAGCAGACUUCAGCGUUGGGCACUGACAUUGAUGCCGUACAAUUUCAACAUCCAAUUUAUCAACACAGACAAAUUUGGUCAUGCAGACGUUUUAUCGCGCUUGAUUGAAAGUCAAAAAUCAUGCGAUGAGACGAUGGUUAUCGCUUCUGUUCACGUCAUGGAACAGGAAAUCGAAAGAAUUUUGGUCGACGCAAUUAGAAUGUUACCAGUAACCGCAGAAAUGGUUCAGAAAUGUUCACAAGAGGACGUGGUACUUUCCAACGUUAUGAAAUACCUGCAAACUUCUUGGCCGACCCACAUCGAAAACGAAGAGGAGAAAAUUCUCUAUAACCGACGAGAAUCUUUGGCGGAAAUAAAUGGUUGCCUACUGUUCAAUGACCGGGUAAUCGUUCCUUCAUUAUUACGUACUAAAGUUCUCAAUCAUCUUCAUGUAGCACAUCCUGGAAUCGUACGCAUGAAAGCAUUGGCUCGCAGUUAUGUCUAUUGGCCAAACAUAGACAAAGACGUAACCGACUGUGUCCAAAAAUGUUCCAGGUGUGCAUCUGCAGCUCGUGCUCCUGUCAAAAGUGAAUUGCAUUCGUGGCCGAAAGCGAAACAGGUUUGGUCUCGCAUUCACAUCGACUACAAAGUAACUCAAAAUAAUGGUGCACAAUUUACUUCACACGAAUUCGACGAAUUUUGCAAUUCCGAAGGAAUUUGUCACAUUCCGACUCCAUCAGUUCAUCCACAAUCGAAUGGACAAGCAGAACGAUUCGUGGACACAUUCAAACGCGCUCUAACAAAAGCAAAAGGGGAAGAAAGUGUGGCGAACGUUCUUCAACGAUUUUUGCAACGUUAUCGUAUCACACCGAAUGCACAGUUACCGAACAACUGUACUCCAGCUGAAAUCAUGUUGGGCCGUAAAAUGAACUCAUCGCUCGAUUUAAUCAAACCGAAAGAGAAAAUCGAACUUCUACGUGACACGAAAAUGGAAAUGGAUUUCAAUGUGAAGCACGGAGCCAAAGAAAGGAUUUUCGAACCAAAACAACGAGUUUUUGUACGAGAUUUUCGUGGAGGAAAAACAAUUUGGUCACCGGCUGAAAUAAUCGAACGUAUUGGAUCAGUCAUUUACACAGUUGGCUGCGAUGGAAUAAUUUGGCGUCGACACGCAAAUCAAAUUCGAGUUCGAUACAGCGAUGACGUUGGUGAUUCAGAUCCGACUUUGAGUUUACUGUUGGACACUUUUGACAUCAUGGAUCAACCAGUUCAAUUACCGAAUGAUGAAAAUCCAUUGCCAGAAAAUGAUCACAGCAAUCAACCGAAUUCACCUGAAAUCACUGCAUCUGCCGAUAACGUGAACAAUAUUCCUCCGAAUCCAAACAUUGGUGGCCGACCUCAACGUAAUCGUAAACCUCCGGUACGCACUAAUUUCUCAAAGACAAUUGGUGGUAGAUAUGAAGAUUCUUAA
Bradysia coprophila is the source of this 2841-nucleotide messenger RNA. RefSeq lists its product as uncharacterized. Lineage: Eukaryota; Metazoa; Arthropoda; Insecta; Diptera; Sciaridae. The record is from RefSeq and is a predicted model, not a curated record.